This is a messenger RNA of Ruditapes philippinarum (Manila clam), 2041 nucleotides long. RefSeq lists its product as uncharacterized. Gene Ontology annotation, molecular function: protein binding. Bases 139 to 1698 code for a protein of 519 amino acids. The transcript has 4 exons. The record is from RefSeq and is a predicted model, not a curated record. NCBI's taxonomy places the organism in Eukaryota, Metazoa, Mollusca, Bivalvia, Venerida, Veneridae.
UAAACAAAGAUUUUUCUGACAUUGCACAACGGAUAAUCUUGUAUAUGCAAUACACUAAACCUGUUCAAGAUAAAUAGAAAAUUGUUUCAAUAUACAUCACCAUUGUAAUCUAACUGUGAACGGAUCUAGUUUUUAAGAAUGGCAGGUGUCUGUGAAGGAUUAAAAGACCUGCAAGAAAAAGAAAUAGAAAAAGUUAAAUCAUCGUUAGAUGGUCAGGUACGAGUCAUUUCAGGAAUUGGUGACUUUACCAAUGUCGUGACUAUACAUCCUGAUGGUUUGGAUCUCCACUGCAAGUUCCAACUUACAGAAAGUUAUCCUCAAACCCCACCGACUAUUAGUAUACGGUCAUCGGUUUUGAAUUCGGAUCAGACGGCAAGUUUGAUAAGCUCACUUCAAACUGAGGCUACUUCAAAAGUUGGCCAAAUGAUGCUGGUUGAUCUAAUGACAUCAUGUAAAAGAUGGCUUUUCGAAAAUGACGUUGAUGUGUGCGCCUCAACAGUGGCAGAAAAGUCGAAACAUAAGAAAGGGAAUGGGAAGUCUAAGCAAGGAAAUAACAAAGAGAAAAUCAAACCGGAAAAUGAAAUUGGUGAUAAAUCUAGCAAGAAGAAGCCACCAAUGAGAACAGCGGCAGACGUAAUUAAGAGAUUACAAUGGGAUAAAGCGUUUGAUAAAGAAAAUUUUUGGAUAGGAUAUUUAGAUAGAAUUGUGGGUCUUGUAGAAAAGAAGUUCACGGCGUUCACAUGGGGGGACAUUGCUGCAGUUGAUUAUUGUACAUUGGCCAUUCCGCAACACCGUAUACAAUACUUCAAGUACUUCACAGAAAAAGUUUGGGAUAAGAACGAACGCUUAGACAACGUAUUUGGGUCAACAGGUAGUAAAUUAACCCUUAUUGAAGCUAUUAAAAAGUAUGAAGAUAAACAAAAGGAACUUGGUGAAGUUGAAGAAAAGAAAAAUAUACCGGAAGUUGACGUCAAUGAAAAUCACGAGGAUGGUGCUGCUGGAAGUGAAAUGGAAGACGAAACUGAAAUAUACGAUGAGUUUGAAGAAAACGAAUGUUCUAAUGAUGAGGCAGACGAACAAAUUAACGAUUUGUCGAAACCGGAGAUUCACAAGAAACGUCCAAAUUUCUUUGUGGCUCUACAAAUCACGGACACAAACACUAUAGAGAAACUAUUAGACGUUCAGAAUCAGGUCAUUAAGUGGUAUCCAAGUUACACCGAUCAUAAAAUCCCAGCCAAUGGGUUUCACUUGACACUUUCUGUUCUGAAACUUGAAAACACGUCUGACAAUCAAGCAUGCUUUGAUGCAAUGAAUCAAGCAAAGUCGAAGCUUGAAAAGUUGGCGCGAAAUACGGAACCGCUUAUACUUCAAGAUCUUGAUCAUUUCAGCAGGAGGGUCAUUUAUGCCAAAGUGAAGUACUCACAGCAGUUUCUUGCAUUGGUAGAUGAAAUUAGAGAUAUCUUAAUUAAUGCCGGAUUUGAUGUUGGAUCAUCUAGUUUCAAGCCUCAUCUAACGCUGUUUAAUGUAAGGAGAUCUGUAUGUUUGGAACGUAAGGACAUUUUGCUCAAUGCGUUCAAUGAUUCAGAUUGUCCCUUUGGGUCACAGGCUAUUGAUAAUAUCCAAGUAUGCCGAAUGGGAACCUUACCAAAAGGAGACUCUACCGAGUUUUAUGAAAACAUAUUUCGUUUUGAUAUGUAAACUAUUUUGUUUUAGAAAUGGCUUGUUGUAUGGAUAAAAAGUAAAUGGAUAAAUAAAGCGACACACUUCUUUCUUUCGGGAAUCAUAUACAUUGUAAUGAUGAAACAAAACUAGUAAUAAUGAGAAAAUAUUCAUGUUCUGGUUGUUUUCUGGCACUUUAAUUAAUGACUUCUAUCUAUUCUACUUAUCUAUUUUUUUCUCAUUUUUAUGUGAUGAUGAUAUUUUGGAUUUUGCGAAUUAAUGCUGCAUCUAUGCUCAAAUCGAAUAGUUGGAAAUGCCGUCUAAAUAUUUAUGUGAUAUCUUUUUAUAUAAAUUUGAUUUUCAUCAUGUUUAAUAGCAAUAA